CCGCUGCAGCCCAAGCCCGCAGGCAGGCAGGCAGGCGGGCGGGCAAUGAACGGCUUCGGCCCCGAAGAAGUGACCCGCGGCGGGGGAGAAGCCGCCGCCGUCCCCGCUGUGGUCGCCAACGCCGCCGCCGCGGUGGAGGUCCUGCCGCCGCCGCCGCCUCUCCCGCAGCCGCCGGCCGGGCUCGGGGCUGCCUCCUCGGCCGCCGCGGCGACAGCGGCCGGCUCGGCUGGUCCCCCUGGGGCGGCCGGCCCCGUCGCGGGGCAGCUGUGUUGCCUGCGGGAGGAAGGCGAGCGGUGCAGCCGAGCUGCGGGCAACGCCAGCUUUAGCAAGCGCAUCCAGAAGAGCAUCUCGCAGAAGAAGGUGAAGAUCGAGCUGGACAAGAGUGCAAGGCAUCUUUAUAUCUGUGACUUCCACAAAAACCUAAUUCAAAGUGUACGAAACAGAAGAAAGAGAAAAGGCAGUGAUGAUGAUGGUGACUCGCCAGUGCAAGACGUUGACACUCCAGAGGUUGAUCUCUUUCAGUUGCAAGUAAACACACUCAGAAGAUACAAAAGGCACUUCAAGUUACAGACCAGACCAGGACUUAACAAAGCACAGCUUGUUGAAAUAAUUGGAUGUCAUUUUCGGACUAUUCCAGUGAAUGAAAAGGAUACCUUAACCUAUUUCAUCUACUCUGUGAAGAAUGACAAGAACAAAUCGGAUCUAAAAAUGGAUAGUGGUGUUCACUAAAUAAGCAAACUUGAGAAUUGCAGACCUAAAGACUGUUUUGGGUGUGCUGAAGCUUUCUUUGUAACUGCUAUCCAGAUGGAGAAUUCCGAUGUUAUUUUUCUUGGGAUAAGAUACUCAUAAAUGAGAUUUCCAUGGUAAAAAAUAUUUUAAAUAAAUAUUAUUGAUGCUGCUGCG
Elgaria multicarinata webbii is the source of this 903-nucleotide messenger RNA. RefSeq names its product Sin3A associated protein 30 (gene SAP30). The transcript is spliced from 4 exons. Gene Ontology annotation, biological process: regulation of DNA-templated transcription. The record is from RefSeq and is a predicted model, not a curated record. Gene Ontology annotation, molecular function: protein binding; transcription coregulator activity. Gene Ontology annotation, cellular component: histone deacetylase complex. The coding region runs from base 46 to 729 and encodes 227 amino acids. NCBI's taxonomy places the organism in Eukaryota, Metazoa, Chordata, Lepidosauria, Squamata, Anguidae.